This is a messenger RNA of Rangifer tarandus platyrhynchus (Svalbard reindeer), 1035 nucleotides long. NCBI's taxonomy places the organism in Eukaryota, Metazoa, Chordata, Mammalia, Artiodactyla, Cervidae. The record is from the annotation of a GenBank genome assembly.
AUGGAUAAAUUCCGCACGCUGUUCCAGCACUUCCAGUCCAGCUCCGAGUCGGUGAUGAACGGCAUCUGCCUGCUGCUGGCCAUGGUCACCGUCAAGCUGUACUCCUCGUUUGACUUCAACUGCCCCUGCCUGGCGCGCUACAAUGCCCUCUACGGACUGGGCCUGCUGUUCACGCCCCCGAUCGCCCUGUUCCUCUGCGGCCUCCUGGCCAACCGGCAGUCCGUGGUGAUGGUGGAAGAGUGGCGCCGGCCUGCCGGGCACCGGAGGAAGGACCCGGGCAUCAUCAGGUACAUGUGCUCCUCUGUACUACAGAGAGCGCUGGCCGCCCCCCUCGUCUGGAUCCUGCUGGCCCUCCUCGACGGGAAGUGCUUCGUGUGCGCGUUCAGCAGCUCCGUGGACCCCGAGAAGUUUCUAGACUUUGCCAACAUGACCCCUAGUCAGGUGCAGCUCUUUCUGGCCAAGGUGCCCUGCAAGGAGGACGAGCUGGUCAGGAACAGCCCCGCUCGGAAGGCGGUGUCUCGCUACCUGCGGUGCCUGUCACAGGCCAUUGGCUGGAGUCUCACCCUGCUGCUGAUCCUCCUGGCCUUCCUGGCCCGCUGCCUGAGGCCCUGCUUCGACCAGACAAUUCUCCUGCAGCGCAGAUACUGGAGCAACUACGUGGACCUGGAGCAGAAGCUCUUCGACGAGACGUGCUGUGAGCACGCGCGGGACUUUGCGCACCGCUGCGUGCUACACUUCUUCGCCAGCAUGCAGAGCGAGAUGCGGGCGCGGGGACUGCGCCGGGACUCUGCAUGUAGGGGUCCGGAGACCCCUGAGAAGCCCGAACCCCCAGAAGGCCUGGACGGUGGAAGUGGGAAGGCCCACCUGCGCGCAGUCUCCAGUCAGGAGCAGGUGGACCACCUCCUAAGCACCUGGUACUCCAGCAAACCACCUCUUGACCUCACAGCAUCCUCUGGGCUCUGGGGGGGCGGCCUCAGCCACCGCGCCCCCACAGUGGUCCCGGGCACCAGGGCGUCCCCACACACCGAUGUGUAA